Molecule: messenger RNA, 1152 nt
Organism: Camellia sinensis
Lineage: Eukaryota; Viridiplantae; Streptophyta; Magnoliopsida; Ericales; Theaceae
Source: RefSeq, a predicted model, not a curated record
AUGCCAGCCCCCAAAGUGAUAACCCCUGCGCUGGUGGACAAAGAGCUGGCGCGACUUACAGCCACGUCGCUGUCUCCAGAGAUUGAGAGUACGCCACUCCCCGCCGGAUUCCACCAGCCAAAGUUCACUUUGUACGACGGCAAGACGAAUACAUACAUGCUUGUGAGCCAUUACCGGCAAUGGAUCAAUGAGCAUAUUCGUGUGGAGGAUGAUGCCGCCUCCGCGACCGAGAAGGCUAAUCCGGUCGCGGCGGACAGAAGGGUUGCGGGGAAAGUUCACUUGGUUGGGCAGGAGGAUAACCGCCCAAACAACCGGUCGAAAGACCAGCGCCAUGGUUCAAACAGUGAUGACAGAAACAAGGGCCGCCGAAACGACCGGGCAGACCCUCCCCGUGAUGCAGCGGAGGAUGCCAAAAGAAAAUUGAAGGCGCGGACUGGGAUCACCACGGUAUUUAAAAUCCCCAUCUACCGCAUUUUGAGCGAGAUUCGAGAGGACUGCUUGCCGCUCAAACAACACUUAGAGGAGUUGGUGGCGGCGGGGCAUCUUGACCAAUGCAUAGAUGGGGGCAUCAAGGCCACGCCAGCGGACCAAGCCGAGCCAAAUGACCUGGCUGCCCUAGAAGUGCCCCCGCAAGGUGUAAUCAACAUCAUCCACGGUAUCAUUGAACCGGCCAGGGUUUGCGAGCUGAGAGGGAUGAUCAAGAAGGCCGAGCACAUGAGGGAAGUGCUCUCUGUUCAGCCCGCUGUGAAGAAGGGAAUGACCGAAGAAAGGGACAUCCUUUCAUUCUCAACCAAGGACUUGGAAAGAGUUCAGAUGCUGCACAAUGAUGCUUUAGUAGUCACUCUUCGUGUCAAAGACUUUGACAUCAAGAGAAUCUUGAUCGACCAGGGGAGUUUGGUAGAAACUAUGUAUUAUGAUGCGUUUAAACAAAUGAAGUUGGAAGACAAGGCUUUGGUCCCCGCAACGUCCCCUUUGGUCGGCUUCAACUCACAGCCAGAAUGGCCAAUCGGAAAGAUUAUUUUUCCGGUCAAAGUGGGAUCGGUCGUAAAGCAAGUAGAGUUCUGGGGGCUUAAAGUUCCAUCAACUUACAACUUGAUCUUAGGCAGGGGUUGGCUGUACGCCAUGCAAGCAGUUGCUUCGACGUUCCACUAA